UUGUCUUGUUUAUGUUGUGUGAAGUAACAAUUUGUUGAUUUGACAUUAGCGCGCCGAACGCCGGCUGGAGCGAACGUAUGGUGUUUUAUCGUAUACCGAUUGCAUUUUGAGUCUUUUUUUCACGUCGUAUUCCUAAAUUGAACCAUGGAGGUUUUAUUGAAAUUUAUUUUAUUGUUUUUGUGCUACCAUUCGGCAGUUUGUAGUGAGGUUACUUACAAGGCGACAGUGAUAUCAGGUAACUUAAGAAAUGGCCUCAGAGAUUAUUUACCUCAAAUGAAUGAAAUUUCCAAACAGAAUGUGGAUAUUGUACUAUUGGCUUCUGAAGUUUCUGAUUCUGAAACUUACGGGAAAGCGGACUGCACUGAUAAUUACGAUGAGUUGAUACGAGAUAUAUCAUUGUUAGCGAACAGAUUCAAUAUAUAUGUAGUCACGCAUUUGUACCAGAAAGUACAAUGUCAAGGCAAUGUAGAAGCUAUGAAGAAUAAUAUUGUAUUUGAUAGAAAAGGAGCUAUUGUUGCUGUUUACACAAAACCUUUGAAUAAUUACGCAACAUGCAAUGUAACAUCUCAGAACACGUUUACCACCGACUUUGGCGUAGAAUUUCUAGUCUUAAUGGAAGAAGACCUGUUACUUCAAGACUUAGAAAGCUUAAGAAAUACAAAGAAUGUUAUUAUUACUGGAAGAGCUGCAGACAAUAUGGUUUACAUUAAAGGAAAUCAAUUGAUAGCAUCAUUGGCGUACAUUUCCGAUGUUAAUGUCUUAUCUGAUGAUGGAAUCUUCAUUGGUAAAGCAGGUCUUAAGUCCAAAGGUGGUGUCUUGGAAAUUAAUAAGAAUGGAAAAGAUAAACAUAUCACAUUAUCUUUCAAUCCAAUCGAUAUACGUGACAUUCCACUGGAGGAUACUAACCAGUACAUCAUCAGACCGCUAGACCUGGAGGCGAGUCUGUCAGGGUAUCAGGAAACUGUGUGCGAUGGCGGAUUUUGUUGUCAAUUUUACGUCAAGACUAGAAGCCUUUGUGCAAAGACCACUGAAGCUCACUAUGGUCUGUCUGUUUAUUCUGGAGUUCGGAGAACGGGUGAGCACUACAUAGGCGUUGACUCUUGUAAGCUGGUUGUAUGCGCUGCUCUUUACAAACGUACAUGUGUUCUUGGAUUGGAGAGUAACAUGGACGUAGUUUUCGAAAAGAUAUCGAUAAAAGGUAACUUCACUGCGCAUCACUCGACACAAUUCCCUGUCAUCUUGACAACGCAAACGUCAAUGUCAUCUGACAGCUUCUCUUUCGUCAAGAAAUUGACAAAAGAUAUUCAAGAAGUGUCAGCUGAGUUGUCAAAUGCUAAAAAUAUAUUGAAAUUCGGUAUUUUAAGUCGUGAUUUUACGAGAGAUUAUGAUGAUGCUAAUUUUAAUAGUAAUAGUUCAGGUAAAAUACAAUAUUCUAAUGAUUUUUAUGAAUACAUAUUAAAUGAAGAUAUAUUUGAAUUCUUUGAUUAUUUAUGGAUUAAAAUUAGGGUUUUAAUUUUUAUUGUGUCUAUUUAUAUAUUAGAAAUGAUGUAAGGAUUGUUAAAAUUACCAAUGUACAUCCACUCGAGGGAAACAUCUGCUAUCUUUUUCUAUCUUAACAGGACAGAAUGAGACGAACAUAUGUAUUUAGUAGGGUUGCCAUUUAAUCCGCCAAAGAGUAGGUUGACAAAUCAUAGAUCGUUUUUUUUUCGCAGAGUUAUUGUUUGGCAACACUAACAUGUAUAUCUAAAUACAAGUUUUUAUCUAUUUAUGUUUAGUUGAUAUUAAAAAUAAUAUUUAUUCGGUAAAAUUAAGUUUGCUAUGGUUCACUAGCCUGAAGAUAUGCGAUGCUUUGUGAAAAUCUUAAGUUUAUUACUUUUGUGUCAAUGUAUCAUCAUCAUCAUCAUCAGCCUAUACGAGUCUACUGCUGGACUUAGGCCUCACCCAUGGCACACCACUGAGCACGAUCCUCAGCCACUCUCAUCCAGCUCUUGCCAGCUAACUAUAGCUACAAUACAUGGUAAAAAGUUAAUAAAUAUUUAUAAUAAGUUAAAUAUAAUAAGAAAUAAACAUAUUUUCU
Molecule: messenger RNA, 2077 nt
Organism: Papilio xuthus (Asian swallowtail)
Lineage: Eukaryota; Metazoa; Arthropoda; Insecta; Lepidoptera; Papilionidae
Product: vanin-like protein 3
Exons: 9
Coding region: 145-1551 (468 amino acids)
Source: RefSeq, a predicted model, not a curated record